CAAUAAGUCAAAUCUCAAUUCGAGUUUCUACCUAAAUGUAGCGAUAUUAGUCAAGCUUGUAGCGGGUGUAGUUGCGUUUCAGGAUAAUAUGUAUAACUGUUUCAUAGUGGGAAGCUGUUUGUGAGAAAAUAGAAUGUAAUUUUCCUUUCAGAAACACCGAAAAUAAAGAGGCAUUUCACUUCCUGUUGUAAAGAAAUAUGCGCAUGCGCGUUAGCUCACCAGGAAGAGCUUCUGUUUGCACCUGUAACAUUUCAACAACGUGCUGGUUUUCUUCGUAACAAACUCUGAUAUUGCAUUGUUUGCCAAAUUGAUAAUAUGCGUGAGCAAAUUGUAACACAGUGAGUGGUCACCUUUGUGCCCAGCAAUGCAUGUGUGUCUUUAAAAACACUCUUAGAUGAAAAACUUUCCAAUGAAUUAGAAGAUCUGUUUUCCCAAAAUGGACGCCAUACCAACCAGCAAGUUUUAUGGCCACAAGAGAAGUGACAUGUCCUGGCAUAGACCUGUAUAAGAAGGGGGGCAUCUACUUCAGUGUUUGCAUCAUGGGGCAGUCUCAGAGGACUUCCUGCUUGCCGCCACGCUUUCCUCUCCAUUUCAAUCAGCGCUUGGUUUUUGAAAAGACUUUCCCCGGCGUUGUUGACCCCGCUGCAGUGGCUGAACUCCUGAAAGCUGACACUACAUAUUUUGAGCUGAUUCAAUUGGCGUCUCCAGAGAAAAAGACCCUGGCCACAAUGACCGCAAGCAGCAAGCACUUCCUGUACCCCGGUCCCAAUAUGAGUUUCAUUGAUGACUCUACAGACAGAGAUGCGGAGAUGAGGGCGAGGUCCAGCUCACUUGGUGGAGUCUUGCCCACCGUGGCCUUUUCCGUGUCGUCCUUCAUUGAAGAGAGCGGGGAGAGAGAGAUCCUGCCUGACAAGAAGACUCCCUCCACCCAGCAGAAAGUGAUGCCCCGCCUCUCACCACCAAAGCCCCCUGUGACCUCAGCCCCCAGGUCUCCAAACGUGGCAAGGUGGCCGUCACCAAGACGUUGUCCCUCGCCGCGGGCCUGCUUCCAUAUUUCCUGCAAACACAAGGCACAAAGGAAUCCGAAGAUGCACGGUGUUUAUAUGGAACCGGGCUAUCAGCAGCCCACCGUCGCCUCCAUGACGCGCGCCCUGUCGCCGUACACCCAUCGGAAAAUGUGCCAGCUCUCCAAAGACGCCGAGCAGAGGCUCAAUCACCUCCAGCUCGGGCCGUACUACUUCAGGAAGGAGACGGAACGCCAGCCUCCAUUUUUGGUUCCGACUUCCAGCAGUCGGAUGGAAAGGUCGCCACAGGAGAGUAGUGUGCACUGCUGCCGCCCAGUCAGCUUCCGAGAUGACAACACUGGUUCUUUCUACGGCCGUUACAGACGCAGAACAUCCAGACAGCAGCAGCAGUUGGGGUUACAUUCGCUGUGCUCGUCGCCUCUUGGGUCGUCAUUCAGACAAGAUGGCCUGACCCGAAGUCCUCAGAGGAGCGCCUUCAUCGCGGCCUCGUCUCAGUAUAGAACCCCUGUGACAUCCAUGCAUUCCCACAGGGAAAGGCUGCCGCAGACCAGUGAGACCAGUCCAUCUUAUUGGGAGCAGAUCCACAGCCGUGUCCAGAAGAUCCUGCUGACACACGGCGUGUCCAUGGACGCCCACAUUGACCUCUAACCCUCCCAUCCCAGCUAAAAGUAACUGAAACACAAACGCUGUUGGGUAUUGUACAGUAUUUCUCACACACACACACACCUUGUUAACCUGCACCUAGCAGUGAGUUUCAUGCACGCCGUUUCAUCUCCAUUUGAUGAUCAUUCACAUCUAAAACAUCCCCUCUGGGCCUUUUUGUCUUCCUCCCGCUUAAAAAGAGCCAUGCUGCAGGGGUGAUGUUAAAAGCCAAGACGAGACAUUUUGUCUUUUUUUUUUCUCCAAAGCUGCAUGUGAAAUCAUGCGGGAAUAGAAAGAGCAACGUGGGUGUGUGUGUGCAAGUGGGUGUGUGGGUGUGUAUGUGCAAGUGUGCGUGUGGGAAGGAUGGAAGCUGCAGAUUUUCACAGCACAAGAAGGGAGAGACAAAAGAGUAUUGAAUGGAAAGAUUAUGACAAAAAUGAAGGAAUUUACUUUUUAAAUGUAUUGUAAUGAUUGGGAAAAAAGGUAAUUCUACCAAAACUCUGCUUUAAUGAAGAAUUGUUGUCAUUCUAAUCAAAGGUGAUUUUAUUUAAAAAAUGGAAGCCCUUCCAGCUUUGGCAAAACUUUUUUAUAUAUAUAUUUAAUCAACAAAUAUUUUACUUUUUUUAAAUAAUCCAACAAUUAUAUUUAAUUAAAAUAUUGUUUUUAUUGGUAAUAAAUGAAAUAAGAAAUUAACAAAUAUUUGUAUUUUUAAAUAAUUUAGAGAAUAAGAUAUAAUUAACAGAUAACAGUGUUUUUGAAAUAAUCCAAAAAUUGGAUAUUUGUAUUUAAAAAUACUUUUAAAAUAAAAAAGAUUCAGAUAUAAUUAACAUAUUUGUAUUUUUAAAUCAUCCACAAAUUAUAACUAAGAAAUGUUUGGAUUUUAAAAUAAUAUAAAAAUGUAGAUACAAUAAACAAACUUAAUUUAAAAAAUUUGGGGUAAAACCGAUUUGUAUUUUAAAAUUCAGAUGUUAACAUACAACUAACAAACAUUUGUAUUUUUAAAUAAUUGAAAAAAAUAAGAUACAAUUAACAAAUGUGUGUAUUAAUUUAACAUUUUGUUUGAAAUAACUUAAAAAUUGGAAACAUUUGUAUUUAAAAUAUAUUUUUAAAUUAAAACAUUUAUAUAAUCCAUAAAGAUACAACAGUUUAGAUUUUAAAAGAAUACAUCAAUUGACAUACAAUGAUCAAACAUUUGUAUUUAAAAAUCUUACAAAAUUGAGUUUUAAGCAAUCCAAAAAUCAGGAUUUUAAAAAAUAUUUCUAGAUAAAAACAAUAAAAUUAACAUUUUAAUUUAAAAAAAAAUUGUUUUUCAUUUAAGUAAUAAUCCAAGAAGAUAAAUAUUUGUAUUUUAAAAUAAUUUUAAGUUACAAAGUUUUUUUUUGUCUGUAGUGCUAAAAGGUGACAUUAUUUAAAAAGUAAACGUCCUAAAAAAGGUUUUAAGUUUGAGUGCAAGAGAUGACAUCUGCAAGAAGUGCACCUUUUAAUGUCAACAAGCAUGUCAGGUACAUGUCCGUUUAAAAAUGUUUUUUCUGCAGAGUCAUUUACUGCUGCAUCAUUUGACUUGGGAAAAAGUAAGCAUGAUUACUCAAUGAUGCUCAGCCAUGUCCAAAUAUAAACGAUAUACUGUACAAUCAUCUUAAAACCAAGUGUUUACAUAAGAAUAAUGUUCAUGUACAGGAAGUGUGGAUUUAUGUUGUUUUGUAUGUAGCUUUAAAGUCCUGGAAAAUAAAAUGGCGAAAACUAGUUUGUAUUGCAGAUAUAAUUUAUAAGUCAUCUUCCAGGCGCUUCUACUUCCCAGCUUUUUUGGACAUCUUGACAAACUUGGGGUUCCUGUAGCUGUUCUUCUUUCCUGCUGCCUGGGCCGCUUUCUCGGCCAUGAUGUUGAGGUACUUCUUCUUGUUCUUGCUGCCGAGACAAGAGGACAGCAUCAGUACAACGUGGGGGAGCUUCUAGUCCUCGUCUAUGUUUGCACUUACUGCCUGAACUCUUCAUCAGCCAGCAGCUCCUCCACCAUGGUCCUCUUCCUCUGCUUCUUGGGCACGCGGGAAUGAUAGAAGUCCAGGGGGUUGUCCACCACAGUGGCCAUCUGCAUCACACACACACUUUCAUCACGCCAUUUGUCAGGUAACACACACACACACACACACACUUGUUGUAGCACGGACCUGGAAGUACUUGGGGAAUCCAUCGCGGUCGUUCUUCUUGUAGAACCUUUUAGGGUCCAAGGAUCCUCUCAUCUUCAGCAGUUUAAGAUCUCCUUGCAGCUCAUUGGUGAGCUCGGGAGCUUUCAUGUUGAACCAGCCGUCCCCUGUGGUCUUUUCACGCUCCGCCUGACCAACACAAACAUUGUUUUUCAUAACAUCUUACUCAGAACAUGUUUUAAUGGAACAUACAUGACAUAUUUAGGAAGGUCACCAGUCAAAUUUUAAUACCAAGAACCAAACAUUAGUUUAAUAGUUCCCUUUAAGGAUGUUUGAGGUCCAGUGCAUCACUUUACCACAUUUUGUUAUUUUGUAGACUUAUUCAUAUAUGGCAGGGGUGUCCAAACUUUUUCCACUGAGGGCCGCACAUUGAAAAAUCAAAGCUAUUUUUUAUUUUAAAAAGCAAUACAAUAUAUGUAUAAAGAAUAUACAUUUAGGCUUCCACUCAGGCUUGAUCCCGGGGACCCCAAAGGGUUUUCGUCCAAAAAAUAUAAAAAUGGUGUCAUUCAGUCAUCACAAUACCAGGGCAUCCAGUGAGGGGCAUUUUGUACUCCCUCGUCCCAGGAAGAAUGCUUUGCGGAAAUCUUUUAUUUAUAAUUCUUUAUCGCUCUGGAAUAACCUGCCUCGAAUUCUCACCAGCAUUGAAAGUAAACCGGUUUUUAAAAAGAGAGUAAUAUUUUAUCUGAGUUUUUAAAUUAGUUUGCUCAUUGAUGAUGAUUUGUUUGGUUUUAUAUUGUGUAGUUAUAUUUAUAUGGUAAUUAUUAUUCUGUGACUGUAAAUUGUUUGCUUGUUUUUUAUUAAUGCUUUUAUUUUUUUCUGUAUUGUGUAGUUAUAAUUAUAUGCUUUUACUUGUAAUUGUAUUGAAUUGUGGACCCCAGGAAGACUAGUGGGUUGUUGAGGCAACCACCUAAUGGGGAUCCUUAAUAAAAAAAAAUCAAAUCAGUUUUAUUAUUUGUGUUAUUAUUCAAGUUUUUAAAUCUCUAGAUCUCUGUCAAUAUAACAUUUUUUAAAGAUUUAAAUUGUAUGCUCUUUUUGUCAAAGAAAACCUUCUUUAAUGGAAAAAAAAUACAAAAUAUGC
Molecule: messenger RNA, 4946 nt
Organism: Entelurus aequoreus (snake pipefish)
Lineage: Eukaryota; Metazoa; Chordata; Actinopteri; Syngnathiformes; Syngnathidae
Gene: spata6
Product: spermatogenesis associated 6
Exons: 12
Coding region: 465-1673 (402 amino acids)
Biological process (GO): spermatogenesis
Molecular function (GO): myosin light chain binding
Source: RefSeq, a predicted model, not a curated record